GUGUGAGUGAGAGGCGGUUAGGGUAUUGAAGAACAUUAACGUGCGCAGAAUUUGCGCAUACGUAGCUGGAAGCUUCGACGCUCUGUAUGUAGUUUUUUUAUGUCCUUUCCUGCACGCCGUACGGAGCAAAAUUCGAUUUGAUCCUAUGUGCUGGUGACUCAGGGACUUGGAUACCAUGGACAGUGACUGCUUAACUUUGCUACCAGCGGUCUGUCUGGUACUGGCCGACCCGAAGCAGUCUCCACCUGACGACACCUCGUUAGAGAAGCUCCUUGAUUGGUUCAAAGAGCUGCACAGCCAAAGUGAUGAACAGGUGCUUUUGCAGCAUCAGCCGUGCCUCAAGGAGUUCAUUUCCAGUGUUUGUCCGUCUAAAACUACAGAUCCUGCUAUCCUGUCUUUCACCCUCAAACUCACUGGACUUUUGGCUGGCACCAAGCAGGGUUUCCACUUGCUUGAGGAGGGAGGUCUUUUGGUGUGUGUGUUUGAUCGGGAAGCCUGGUGUGUGUGUGAUCUUUGGGAGGAUGCCUCAGUUCGCAGUGGCUGGAUGCAAGGACUGAUGAAUAUGCUGAAACACCGGCAAGCUCUGGAUUUCAUCUGUCAAAAAGGACUCAUCAAAGUGAUUCUCCAGCUGCAGAAUGACAGGAGUCUGUUUGUUGCCUGUUUGGCUAAUCAGCUUUUAGUGCACAUCCUAAACUUCCUCACAUCAUCAAACAUGACCAACCGCGGUAAUGCUGUGGGAUCAAGUGAAUCAUCUUUGAGCCCUGAUUGGGUCUCGGUCUCCACAGAGAUUAUGAAUGGCGAGGUUGAGGCGUUGAGCUCAGAUGAUCAUCCUCGGGUCCUCCAGGGGUUACGGCUUCUGUCAUCGGUUACCUCUCAGUGUGGAGAGCCUAUCAGAAGCAUGCUAUGGAAAGAUGUGCUAGUACCUCUGGAAGUCUUGAUCAACAGGGGGUCUGAAUCAUUGACUCAGCCUCUAAUGUCUGUUCUUCAAGCUGCUGUGAGGACGCCUCUGCUCGGAAAAUCAGAGUAUAAAGUGGAGAAAUUAUUGGAAGCCAUGUUGGGUUCUGGAAAUAAAAAGAGUUUUCAGUGUGCUGCACUAAUCAUAAAGCUGGAGAAAUGUCCUGAGGUUUUAAAGAGGAAGGCCAUUGAUAUCAUCUUGCUCCCCCUGCAGUGUGUGUCAGCCCAGUCUCAAGACACUGCAGAAAAGAUGAAUUUAGUCCUUAAGGAGCAGCUAUCCCAGAAAGCCUCAUGUAUUUCCCUCCUCAUGCAGAGUUUAUCAAGUCUAGCAGAGCUGGCAUACACUAAAUACCAGUUUGAUGGCAUUUCCAUUCACUCGGUCACCUGCUCUGUGGUGUUGCUUCUGAGGAUUUGCUUUGGGAAUUGUCCCUCCACUUUGUUACAUAUUAAUACCUCCACUCAUCUGAUUGGCUGCUGCAAGGUUCAGAGGUGUGGCCUGGAUACAUUAGGUGCUCUCAGCAUGUAUGAAGAAAAUGUGGAUUUAAGGAAGGACAUAUUUAGUGUCCUCUUGGACUAUCUACAGAGUCCAGAUUCCCAUGCUACAGUCUUGAAGAAAACAUAUCAGCCCACUGUGAGGUGGAUUGCUGUGUGUUCACCUUUCCCUGAUCUCCUGCACUAUAUCAGCCAUGACCUCUUUCCUGUAUUGGAGAAACGGACGUGUGAUUUGCGAUGGGAAGUGAGAGACUCCACACUAGAGUUCAUCACCCAGCUGACUGUUGCCCUCAACGGUAACAUUGGUUUCAUUGAAGCUCUCCACACCAGCGGGAUGGUCUCUGUUCUUCUCUCUUCACUGGCAGAUGCAGAAGGCUAUGUAAGAGCUAGUGCCGUGGCUGCCGUCGGGGAGGCAGUUACCUCUUCUUUCCAACAGAUGGUGCUUGUGAGCAACAGCAACCUGCUGGAGGAGGCUUUGAAGCAGAUGAUGACCAUUCUCUCUCAGGACACAGAGGGCUUCCCACGUAGAGCAGUGGUCAAAGCCUUCACAUCAUGGCUGAAAGGAUCACACCUCGUAACAGCCGUGCACCCGUCCCUGAGCUCCGUCCUGUCGCUGGGAGGAAACGAUUUCGACUGGGAAGUGAAAAUGCACACACUGGAGCUAGCAGAAGUGUUGAUGGAGAAGACACUGACCUGCUGUCCGUACGCAGUCCAGAACUUUGGUUCCUCUGAAAAGACGCACUUGACGCAGGCCUUGAGCAAACUGAAAGAAUUUGGGCUGUUUGACUUGCUGUUUAACUGCUUGUUUGACUGCGACAGACCAGUGUGUGAGAAAGCCUGCGCGCUCUUGCUCAAACUCAGAACACUUAUAUCUGAGUGCACAGACUUUGAUUACGCUCUUGUCUUAAAUGUAAAUGGGAACAGAUGGGGGGACGAGGUGCAGAGUAGAUACCUCAACAAACAACAGGCCAAAGGAUCUGUGUGUGUGACUAAUGGAGUUACAGCAUCUGAUGAGAGAACAGACAGUGAUCUACACUGCAUCAAAGACAUUAGCCUACCCAUGAUACUGCACAUACUCGAUCUAGACGACAUGCAGAGGACGCUGAAGUUGAGUAGUGAUCAUGUUGUGAAUUCGGCCCGAUCAUUAAUGGAGGACAUUCUUUCAGCAGCCCAGCAGAGUGAGGAGAAUACAGUAGAUUGCUAUUGAGAAUAUAUUGUGUUACAGUUUGAGACUUUUUUUUAGGGUCAUUUAAUAAAGGAUGAUGUACAGUCUGUUCAAUAUGUUGUUGUAUAGUCUCAAGGUCCAUUUAAUAUUUACAACCUGUAUUUGAGUUUUUGUAAUGUUUUAUUUUUUUACUUUAUUUGAAAAAAAAAAAUUAGGGCUGCACAACUUGGCCAAAUGUUUAUAUUGCGAUUAUUUUUGUCCUAUAUUGUGAUACAUUAGCUUUUCAGCAACUCAUAAACCUCCUUUUGGGAAACCCUGUCUUACAGGAUUGGAAAUCCUUUGAGGUUCCUGCACAUUACUAUGUCUUCAACAGUCUUGAACACAUCACGAAAAUUUUCUGUGUCCACUGCAGUGAUCAUGUGAUAGAAAACCAGCCUGCUGUAAUUCCCUGUCCUCUUUUUAAAACUUUGAAUCAAGAAUUCCUGUACAUCCUCCAGCCUGUGAGGAUCACCUUGGAACUCAGGAAAAUGCUUCCGGAUAUCUGCAGUCUGUACUUUUUCUGCCAGCAGGUCCAUUUUGUUAAAGAAGAGGAUGAUGUUGUUGUUGAGGAACAUCUUUUUAUUGUAGAGGGACUCAAACAUAUCCAAUGACUGAACCAGGCAGUUGUACUCGUCAGAAAUUUGGUCAUAAUCACUGGAUCCAAUAAUAUAGAAGAUUGGACACAUGAUAGGAAAUGUCCAAGACAAAGGCCCUCUCAAACGGCAUAUUGCAAGGUAUACAAGGAAAGGGCUAUCACGGAGAACAAAAUAAUGCUCUUCUUUGCUCCGGUAUUUGUGUGUAUAAAGAAUGUCCUGAUUGUUCGGCAAGUAGUACAGAGAGUGUGUCAGUCAAAAAAGAAAAGAAUAAACUUGCUCCCAUAUG
Messenger RNA from Megalobrama amblycephala (Wuchang bream), 3532 nucleotides. RefSeq names its product BRCA1-associated ATM activator 1 (gene brat1). The coding region runs from base 176 to 2653 and encodes 825 amino acids. The record is from RefSeq and is a predicted model, not a curated record. Gene Ontology annotation, biological process: DNA damage response; cell population proliferation; positive regulation of protein phosphorylation. The transcript is spliced from 14 exons. Gene Ontology annotation, cellular component: nucleus. NCBI's taxonomy places the organism in Eukaryota, Metazoa, Chordata, Actinopteri, Cypriniformes, Xenocyprididae.